Molecule: messenger RNA, 1309 nt
Organism: Tarenaya hassleriana
Lineage: Eukaryota; Viridiplantae; Streptophyta; Magnoliopsida; Brassicales; Cleomaceae
Product: B-box zinc finger protein 23
Exons: 5
Coding region: 126-929 (267 amino acids)
Biological process (GO): regulation of DNA-templated transcription; photomorphogenesis
Cellular component (GO): nucleus
Molecular function (GO): zinc ion binding
Source: RefSeq, a predicted model, not a curated record
AUGUGUUCCAGAGAACUGGUGAAUGUUCUAGCUUCGGCUGCCAUAUUGUUGUGGUCUAAUUAUUUUAUUACACGUAGAAGUGGAGGUAGAGCCUUCUUUCAUGUUCCGGACACUUGCCAAGAUACAUGAUCUUCUGUCUGGCCCAUGAUUCAAGAUCUCAUGCAGGCCUCUUUUUUAGGCCCAUCAAUGCAUUUUGGGCUGAACUGCUUGGUGAGCUACGAGAUGAGAACUUUCAAGAUUUUGCUGCAUGGGAAGGGAAUGGGGAAUUUGAACGUACCAUGCUACAGAAUUCAUCUCUUCUGACAUUUCAGGGUUCAUUCCUUGUCCUACUUCUCAUUAAUGUUCAGAGCCAUUUGCCCUAUACUUCACGUGAGAGAAUAUCCCAACAGCUACCAGACUUUGUCAACUUGGCAAUUUAUAAGAUUCAACAAAGUUCAGUGUCAAAAAUAAGUGUAGGGCGGACACAGACCAACCCAGAGAUGAAGAUACAAUGUGAAGUGUGCGAGAAGGCAGAAGCCGAGGUACUAUGUUGUUCGGAUGAAGCUGUUCUUUGCAAGUCUUGUGACGAGAAGGUUCAUACGGCUAACAAGUUGUUCCAGAGGCAUAACCGGGUCACUCUCCUAAAGCACAAUUCCACGUCUUCUGGAAUUCCCCUUUGUGAUAUCUGCCAGGAGCGAACCGGGUAUGUUUUCUGCUUGGAGGACAGAGCAUUGCUCUGCAAGAACUGUGAUGGUGCAAUUCAUAAGUGCACUUCACACCAAAGGUUUCUAGCCUCUGGAGUCCACGUCUCUCUUCAGUCUUGCAUUGAAGACUCUGAGUGCAGCACUAGCUUAAGUUCCUCAAUUUUUCAAAUCCAUCCAAGCGGGGAAAGUGAAGCUGGAAACUCAGAAGUCGACCUGGAGAAGGAAAGGCAUGAAGGGAACAGAUGAAACCCUGAUGCAAAAUCGUGAUCUCCUUAAGCAUCUAAGGUAAUAAUCAACAGCCCGAUGCUUCGAUUGUGUGCUGAUUCUUCUGGUCGCCGUUGGAGACGAAAGAGGAGUCGUAGACGAAAAGCUGCUGCAUUUCAUUUUCUGGUUUCUUUCAUUGCAAGUCAUGCUUGGUUUUGUCAUCAAUGGGACGGGACUAUCAUCAUGGCUGGCUAGUGGCUCCAACUUCAAUGUCGGAAAAGCCUUUCUCGUUGUAGUUCUCUGUACAGUAGCUUUUUUCCAAUAGGUGCAUGAUCCUUAAUGAAUAAACAUUUUGUGAAUAUAUAACAUAAAAAACUCAUUGUUUAUGUUAUAUAUUUAAGUAAUGAAAUACCACAUUUUGU